AUGACAGACAUCAAUGUUGGCUACAACGCGACAGCAUAUCGCGCAACGAUGAAAGAUCCAGAGGAAAAUGUCUUCAUCCCAGAGGAGGAAACCGUUCGGUCAGACAAUGAGUCGGUUGGGAAGGAUCCAUUUUCAGCGCCGUUGAAGCGGCAACUUAAAUCACGGCAUCUGCAGAUGAUUGCGAUCGGAGGAAUAAUCGGCCCAGGGCUACUUGUCAGCUCAGGAAAUGCGUUGCACGAGGGUGGCCCCGCCGGAGCUCUCAUCAGUUUCUGCUUGGUGGGGAUCAUUGUAUUUUUUGUGAUGCAAUCAUUGGGCGAGAUGGCAACUUUGAUUCCGGUCACAGGUUCGUUCACAGAAUAUGCAGAACGAUUUAUCGAUGAUUCAAUUGCAUUCGCAUUAGGAUGGGCAUAUUGGUAUUUAUGGGUUACCGUUCUUGCAAAUGAAUACAAUUCAAUUUCGCUUGUCAUCGGAUAUUGGACAGAAGCAGUGCCACAAUGGGGUUGGAUUCUCAUUUUUUGGUUUCUCUUCCUUGGCUUAUCCAACCUGGGUAUCUUGGCAUAUGGAGAAAUGGAGUUUUGGCUCUCGCUUAUCAAGGUGUUGGCUCUGAUUGUUUUCUUUAUACUCGCCAUUUGCAUCAGUUCAGGAGGCAUUGGCCCACAGACAAUUGGGUUUAAAUAUUGGCAUGACCCAGGCGCAUUUGCGGACUCUAUUAACGGGGUUGCCAAGACCUUUGUGGUUGCUGGCACUCUUUAUGCCGGAACAGAGAUGGUUGGAAUUACCGCCGGUGAAUCAGAGAAUCCCCGCCAGGCAGUUCCACGGGCGAUUCAACAGGUAUUUUGGCGCAUCCUGAUCUUUUAUAUCGGUACCAUCUUCUUCAUCGGCAUCUUGAUACCAUAUAAUGACAAGCGAUUACUGGAUUCUUCUUCGAAAACCGCCAGCUCUCCAUUGACGAUUGCUUUGCAGGAUGCAGGCAUUCUGCCGGCAGCACACCUCAUCAACGCUUUGAUCGUCAUUAGCGUCAUCUCAGCAGGCAACAGCUCAUUAUACGUUGCAUCUCGUACGCUGCUCUUCAUGUCGCGCAAUGGAAAAGCGCCUCAAUUCAUUGGCCGUGCGAACCGCGCCGGCGUUCCAUGGGUCGGUCUGGUAUUCACCAACGUCUUCGCUUGCAUAGUUUUUCUGGGACAGUCUUCGAGCGCAGGGACGGUUUUCUCCGCUUUGAUUACGUUGUCUGGAGUGUCGACAUUCAUUGUUUGGGCCGUUAUUGGCAUCUGCCACAUUCGCUUUCGUCGCGCCCUGGUGGCACAGGGACAGGAUCCAUCAAUGCUGCCAUUCCAAGCGGCACUAUAUCCCUGGGGCACCUACUUGUCACUGGCGGCCAAUAUAUUCCUUGUUUUCUUUCAGGGAUACACGUGUUUCCUGAAUCCAUUCAGCGCCACUGACUUUGUCAUCAACUAUAUUCUCAUACCUGUAUUCGUCCUGUUUGUGGUUGCGUACAAGAUAUGGAACAAGACAAAAUGGGUUAAGCUGGAGGAGAUGGAUAUCUGGACUGGAAGAAGGGACUUUGCAGCGACCGACGAUUCGCAAACGAAAAGGCCCCAGCAGUGGUGGUCUCGCAUUAGCGACAUUUUCGUGGGAUAG
This is a messenger RNA of Penicillium macrosclerotiorum, 1638 nucleotides long. RefSeq names its product amino acid permease. Gene Ontology annotation, molecular function: amino acid transmembrane transporter activity. Lineage: Eukaryota; Fungi; Ascomycota; Eurotiomycetes; Eurotiales; Aspergillaceae. The transcript is spliced from 8 exons. The coding region runs from base 1 to 1638 and encodes 545 amino acids. Gene Ontology annotation, biological process: amino acid transmembrane transport. The record is from RefSeq and is a predicted model, not a curated record. Gene Ontology annotation, cellular component: membrane.